Molecule: messenger RNA, 1386 nt
Organism: Panthera uncia (snow leopard)
Lineage: Eukaryota; Metazoa; Chordata; Mammalia; Carnivora; Felidae
Product: tripartite motif-containing protein 75-like
Exons: 1
Coding region: 1-1386 (461 amino acids)
Molecular function (GO): zinc ion binding; protein binding
Source: RefSeq, a predicted model, not a curated record
AUGGCCUUUGCAGCCUCCCUGGCUGAGCUCCACGCAGAGGCCAGCUGUCCCCUCUGCCUGGAUUACCUGAGAGACCCAGUGACCAUUGCCUGCGGGCACAACUUCUGUCUCCAGUGCAUCCAGCAGUGCUGGGAGGAUCUCCAGCACAUCCUCCCCUGUCCUGUCUGCCUCCACCACUGCCCCGACAGGAACUUCAGGAGGAACACGCAGUUAUGUCACGUGACUGGUUUUGUCCGGCAGCUUCCCGGCGCCAGGAGCAAGAGGAAACUGCAGGACGAGAGACCCCUGUGUGAGAAGCACAAUCAGGUCCUGGCCCUGUUCUGUGAGAAGGACCUGGAGCUGCUGUGUCCCCAGUGCAAAGCCUCCUCCGACCACCAGGACCACCCCCUGACGCCCAUUGAGCAAGCUGCGGCCCGCCACAGGAAGAAGCUCAAAAGCUACAUUGAGCCCCUGAAGAAGCAGGUUGAAGAUGCCGAAAAGGGGUUAAAAAUGCAAGUCUCAAAAUUAUUUCAGUUGAGAUGGAAGGUCGAAAACCGAAGAUACAAACUGCACUCUGAAUUUGAACAAUUUAGGCAUUUCUUGGGAAAGGAGCAGGGUGCAAUUCAUAUUAGGUUAUUAAUUGAAGAGAACCGUGUUCAAGAAAAAGUAAUUGAAGGCAAAAACCAGAUGUCAGACUACCAUUCCACACUCAGGAGUCUGCUUAGUGCAAUAACCGAGAAGUGUUUGCAGACAGACCUAGAUUUACUGACCGGCAUUGAAAGUAUCCACAACAUGUAUGAACACCUAGAGACCCCAGCAGCCUUUUCAUAUAAAUUAAGGAAGGAGAUUUGCAGUCUCCCCCCACAGUAUUUUGGGCUGCAGAAAAUGAUCAGCACAUUUCAGGUCGAUUUGACCCUCGAUCCCGAAACUGCCCAUCACAACCUUCUUAUCUCGCAAGAUAGGAAGACGGCAACGUUUCAAAAGAUGAAACCGAGUGAUGCUCGUAAUCCCCAAACAUUUACUACUUACCCAGCUGUGCUGAGUUGUGAGGGAUUUGAUGCUGGCAGGCAUUUUUGGCAGGUAAAAAUAAGAGGCCUAGGCGAAUGGUCCUUGGGUGUGUGUAAGGAGUCUUUCCCCAGAAGGGCUCUUAUAUCACCAGUGCCAAACAAUGGCUGCUGGCAAAUCCAGUUCUGGACCAGUACGGAUGGCACAGAGGAUUCAGUAAACCUCAAGCACAUUGGCAUUUUUCUGGACUAUGAGUUAGGAGAAAUUUCGUUUUACAAUUUGAGUAAUAAUUCACAUUUAUAUACGUUCAGUGAAUUUUUUUCAGAAAAACUUAUGCCUUAUUUUUCCAUUGGGCCGUCUUCAAAAUCGCUUACGAUAAGUCUAGUCAAAGAUGAAUCCUGA